AUGUUUAAAUCUAUCUAUUUAACAGACAUUCUUUGUCUAUCUAUCUAUCUAUCUAUCUAUCUAUCUAUAACAGACAUUCAUUUAUCUCUGUCCCUCUCUUCUGCCAGUAUGAAGAAUAAUGUAUCCUCAGUCAUUUGUACAUGUUUAUCUAUCUAUCUAUCUAUCUAUCUAUCUAUCUAUCUAUCUAUCUAUAACAGACAUUCAUUUGUCUCUCUUCCUCUCCCCCUCUCGGCCUCCUGUCCGUAUAUAUUUAUCAUCUGUCUAUGUAUUUCUAUCUAUCUAUCUAUCUAUCUAUCUAUAUCUAUCUAUAUAUCUCAGUCUGUCCAUAUCUAUCUAUCUAUCUAUCUAUUUAUUCUAUCUAUCAUUCAUCUCUCUCUCUCUCUCUCUCUCUAUUUAUCUAUCUCAGUCUGUUCCUAUCUAUCUAUCUAUCUAUCUAUCUAUAUAUUGAUUAUCAGAUUCAUGUUUCCUAUCUAUCUAUCUAUCUAUCUAUCUAUCUAUCUAUCUAUCUAUCUCUAUCUAUCUUCAUUGUCUGUUUCAAUCUCUCUCUCUCUCUCUCUCUAUCAGUAUCUAUUUAUCUAUCUAUCUAUCUCUGUCUGUUCAUAUCUAUCUAUCUAUUGCUGUCUGUUCAUGGCUAUCUAUCUAUCUAUCUAUCUAUCUAUCUAUCUAUCUAUCUCAGUCUGUUCCUAUCUAUCUAUCUAUUUCAGUCUGUUUCUUCAAUUCUCUUCUUGA
Messenger RNA from Acanthosepion pharaonis, 729 nucleotides. NCBI's taxonomy places the organism in Eukaryota, Metazoa, Mollusca, Cephalopoda, Sepiida, Sepiidae. The record is from the annotation of a GenBank genome assembly.